This is a messenger RNA of Trichomycterus rosablanca, 7674 nucleotides long. It is a transcript of the gene mxra5a, whose product is annotated as matrix-remodelling associated 5a. The transcript is spliced from 6 exons. Bases 10 to 7674 code for a protein of 2554 amino acids. The record is from RefSeq and is a predicted model, not a curated record. NCBI's taxonomy places the organism in Eukaryota, Metazoa, Chordata, Actinopteri, Siluriformes, Trichomycteridae. Gene Ontology annotation, molecular function: protein binding.
CUGGAGCUGAUGAUGGAGCUGAAUGAACAGAUGAUGAAACGGUGUGUUAAGUGCAUGCUGACACUGUUGGCAUUGGGAGUGCUGCUUAGAAACGUGAACGGCUGUCCGCACCCCUGCGCUUGCCCCCAGCCUGGAGAAAUUCACUGCACCUUCCGCUCCCUGCUUAACGUGCCCGCCAGCCUGCCCAGACAGGUGGAGCGCCUCAACUUGGGAUUCAACACAAUAAACCGAAUAACAGAGAGCACUUUUGCUGGCAUGCGAAAGCUAGAGCUCCUCAUGAUGCAUGGGAAUAAUAUUCAUAACAUUCCUAAGGGAGCAUUCCAGGACCUGAUAUCCCUUCAGAUGAUGAAAAUGAGCUACAACAAGCUGAAAGUAAUUAGCAGGCACACCUUCCAAGGUCUCUGGAGCUUAGCCAGGCUCCACCUGGAUCACAACCAUCUGGAGUUCAUACACCCGGAUGCAUUCCAAGGACUCACUUCUCUCCGUCUGCUGCAGUUGGAGGGCAACCGGCUCCAGCAGCUCCAUGCAGCCACUUUCGCAACACUUUCAAUACUGGGAUACUUUCCGAUGUCCACACUCAGGCACCUGUACCUGUCUGAGAACGGGCUGACGGCACUGCCGCAGAAGAUGUUAGCUGGCAUGCCUUAUUUGGAGAACUUGUUUCUGCAUGAGAACCCCUGGACCUGUGACUGUCGGAUGAAAUGGUUCAAUGAGUGGGAUUCAAAUGCACCAGGUGUGCUCAAAUGCAAGAAAGACAAAGUAAGUCAGUUGUGCCCUGUAUGCGUCACUCCAAAACAACUAAAGAAAACAGAUCUUCGGGAGCUAGAGAAGCUCAAAUGCACCAGUCCCGUCAUCAGUGCCCCACACAGGACCUCUGCUCCAAACACAGAAAGCGAACUCUUGACCUUAGCUGACUUUCAGCAACCUUUUGGAAAUGUUUCACUAGACCUGUCGGAUGAACACGGGAACCAAGUGGAUCUGAACUGUCAUGUCAAUGACCCCACAGAGUCAACCAGAAUCAACUGGGACCAUUCUAAUCCAAAUCAGAUUAAUGCAAAUGUGACACUGACGUUAGAUCUGGAGUGCUCGAUCGACAGGUCCAACUACGAAAGGCUGUGGAGACUGAUUGCAUAUUACAGCGAUGUACCCGCCCACUUGAAGCGGGAGAUCAUGCUAAGCAAAGAACCUCAGAUCAGCUACAGGUAUCGACAGGAUGUGGAAGUGGAUGCUGUUUACUUUACCGGUGUGAAAGCCAAUAUUGUGGCAGAACCUGCAUGGAUAAUGCAGUCAACAGUGAACCUGCGGUUAAACCGACCCCAAUCCUCAAGUAAACAGGUUAAACUCAUUCUCAGCACUAAUUUAUCCCAGCUGUUAGAAUCAGAAACAGAGAGGCAACAAAGCAGAAACUGGGUGAUGAUAGAGACCAAAAACACCACUAGAACAUUGCAGACCGUUGUGAUAGGGAGUCGAGUACAGAUGAACUGCAACGUGCACAGCUCGGGAAACCCAUCAAUUAAAUGGAUGCUGCCUAAUGGCGCCAAAGUCGAGGCUCCAUAUCAAAGCACUGAUAACAGGAUAUCAGUUUCCCAGUCUGGUUUGUUGGCAAUAACAGCAGUGGAUUACUCAGAUUCAGGAGUAUACUACUGUAUAGCACAAGUAAUGGGGGAUAUUAGCGUUCUUCCUUUUCGUCUGACAGUGGAGGAGUCUUCUAGUCCAGGACCAGGAGAUGAAGGUGUGGCUGAACCAAUGUCAGGAGUUGCUGGCAGGCCUGUUUCCAUUCCCUGUGUGACCUCAGGCUCUCCCGAUCCAGAUAUAAAUUGGAUCCUGCCUGACAACAGAAUUAUAAACACAUGGUCAAAAUCAUCCAGGAUGUCUCUGGCCUCAAAUGGAACUUUGACUAUCCGCUACAGCCAGCUGGUGGACAGCGGUUAUUAUAAAUGUGUGGCUGAAAGUCAACAUGGUGUAGACAGAUUGGCCACAAAGGUAACUUUGACAAGACUCUCUGGUGGACAGCCUCUGAGAAAAUAUUCCAGCAGACCUCAGCCUGCAGAAAGAGCCUCUACCAAAAUAAUACCUCUUACGGAAAAUGGUCUCGAGGCAUCUGGAGACAAUGAAAAUGCAGAGCCAGAGGAAAAAACGCCUAGUGUACGAGUGGAUACUUUUAAUAAAAGAAUACCAAACGUUGUUCGAGGUGGGCAUCCGUCCAGAAAGGUGUGGAGACAUCCUUCUAUGCCGAGAAGACGAAUCACGCCUCCUGGAGUUAACAGAAAUAACUCAGUAGACCCAAGAAGAAGAGUCAAUACUUUAAAUGGUCAAAUAGAUCCAGAGCGAUGGGCUGAUAUUUUGGCAAAAGUUCGCAAAGGUGGCAGCAGUUCGAAGACAACUACAACUCCAAGUUUAGUUCAAUCACAGCUGCUUGAAUUUACCACAGCGAAACAGUCCGAAGCUCUCGAAAGGACUGAAGAAUCAUCACCAGAUAUUACUACCACCAAAGCACCAAUGCAUGAAGCAUCAUAUCCAGUCACCGUUUCAGAGGCAUCAAUUAAAACCACUGUAGAGAGUUUAGAUAUAAAAUCACUAGACUCUAAAGACCAGAUGCACAUAACCUACCAAAUUGCUGCUCCUGAAACCAACCAAGAUUUAGACUUGUUUACAACCACCAUAAACGCUGUGCAGACCACAACUGGACCACAGCCUACAAGUUAUUCCGUAAUGGAUCGAAAUGUUGCCAAAUGGGAUAGUGUAAACUACGUUGAGAGUACAACAUCAUACGAAGCUUUCAUUCUGAGAAAUCAAAGUCACACUUCGGUUAAUAAAGUAACUGAUGCAAGUCAGACGUCUGAAGGUGAUGACAAUCAUAAUAUUAGUGAUGAAUACAGCCUUUUAAAAAGUUCUAGCCAUGUAGUGGGGCUUGAUCAGGAAAAGUCAACACACAGCCCAGUAUUGACCACAGUUGUGGCUUUUAAUGGCCAAACUGCUGAAAAACAGUCUACUCCUCACUUGUUUACUGACACUUCAGAAUCAGCAACUCGAGCACACCAAGAAACUUCAAAAAUUCCACUGUUUAUUACUGUGGCACCAAGAACUAAACCCAGCGACCGAGAAACACACACUACAUUAAUUUAUAUUGCGCCUCCCUUACGUACUAGGAACUCAUCCAGUUCGCGACGUAAGAAUGGCGGCAGACGUAAAAGGCCAGAUAGAAUUAGGACAAAACAGAAUAGCUACAAAUCUGCACACGUCACAAGUACCACAUCACAGCCCACUACUUUAGCCCCGGUUUCUGAGAUCGCCAAGAUGACUGCUUCCUCAGAGUCUAAAAUAAAAACAUCUACAUGGGCUACGAGCAGCGGAGCCCAAGUGAACACCACAGCUCCAUUUACUGACAGCCAAGCAACGUCACUUAGCGAAAUGAAUCAUAAAAAGAACACAGAGCUUUUAUAUACUGGCCAGAGUAAUUUAUCCCUUGAUCCUUUUCUCAAUAAGAAAGAGCCUGAAAUAGAGCAUACAACCUUGUCACAUGCCAAACUACUCAAUAUAUCCACGAGCACUGCAGUAGUGUCAGUCUCUCCAUCGACAUCUCCAGGUUUUACAGGGCAAGAAAAAUCAAGAACAGACGGGCAAACUGUUUCCACUUUAUCUCCUCUAAUUCAAAACACCCCAGCCACAUCAGCUGACCAGGAAGGGUUCACAAGCAUCCGGCCCACGGUAGAUAAACCGUUUGAAGAUCCACAACGUAAAAGGGUUACGGGAUACUUGCUUAAGUCUGACAAAUCCCCCGAGACUCCUCAUUCACUGCUAGAAAUAAUACCAGGUGGAGGUCGAGACGAAGUAAAGAAGCCUCAUAAUAUAAGUGAACCAGAAAAUGUGUCUGCAUCUGAAGGCCUUGUGGGAGAGUUUUCAACGAGGCCUUACUCCUCAUCUGCUGCAAAUACCGAGCAUGAAAUCAUCGCAAGCCAUGACUCAGAAUUCCCUAGUGGCUCAACAAAAGCAAACCUCUAUAAGGGGGCACAGGAGGAUUCUCAGGUUACAACGGAGAGACCCAUAACUUCGCAAAGUGCUCAGUCUGGAACGGCUACCACAACAAAACUAAGCAGUGCUUCAGAGGAUAAAGAGAAUGGAUAUCCUCUCAGGAAGCCUGGAUUUACUGAAGCAAAUGUGUCUUUGAUGGAAGGUGAUUUUUAUUUUACCACCCUAAAAACAACAACAUCAACUGUUACUUCUACUACUACUAUAAAACCAGCAACCGCCACAAUAAAACCAUCAACAACUACACCCCCAACAAUACAAGCAACACCAAAGACAAUAAAAACAUCUAAAAUUUACACUUAUGUUCCUUUCCAAAAUAUCCCAAAUUGGGGUAGGAAAGGUGUACCAGACAGUUUGAAUCACAUACCUGACAGACACCAGGACAGAAUUUUAACCACAGAACGGAAUAUCAAGCCAUCGUUUCCUCAUUCUACAAGUCUAUCAGAAUAUACUAAACUAGAACAAACCACUACAAGACCAAAAUCUCAAACCACACUUUUAAAAGCUCCUACAACUGCCCAGAAGUUCCCAAUGGUUCAUUCUCCAGGACUGACCACUCCUUUAAAGUCAAAUGGUAAUUCUUCAACUGUCCAUUCUACAGCUGUCUCUAAUAGUCAUUAUAAUCAGCAACUACCAGUUGUCCCAGGUAGGAGAGGACAGCCUAGAAUAACCAGUACUGAUAUAAAGACGGUGGCAGCACAGGCUGAAUCUGAUGCCCAUUUGGACUGUGUGGCUGCGGGAGAGCCAAGCCCCUUUUUCUCCUGGACUAAAGUCUCCACAGGAGCCAGCAUUGCUCAGAACACCAAGAUUCAGAGGUAUGAAGUUCACUCUAACGGCACCUUGAUAAUACGCAAGGUUCAUCCUCUGGACCGGGGCCAGUACCUCUGCAAGGCCCAGAACCAGUAUGGUGAGGACAAGAUGGUGGUCAAUUUGAUCGUCUUAGCAAGACAUCCCAGAGUGUUGGAGCCCCGCUAUCGAGACACAACUACACAUCUGGGAGAUCCUGUUGAACUGGAAUGUCGCUCUCAGGGGCACCCUUUGCCUCGUACAACCUGGCUGCUCCCUAACAGGGCAGCGCUACAUAAUGAUGCUCCUUCAGCUGGUACACCUGAGCAGCGGGGUUCCGUUUUAGCCAGUAGCACACCGGAUCAACGGAUUUUAGUUUUAUCCAAUGGUACACUCAGGAUUACAUCUGCUACUUACACUGACAGAGGAGUAUAUAAAUGCAUUGCCAGCAACGCAGUUGGUGCAGACUCUAUAUCUGUCCGCCUUACAGUUACUUCUACACCUCCGAUUAUCCAACAACCAAGGCAGGAAGACCUUACUCUUUCAGAAGGCAGCACUGCCUAUCUGAACUGCACUGCCAAAGGUAGUCCUAGCCCUACAAUCAGCUGGUCUACACCCAAAGGCUUGCAGCUCCGUCCUUCAGAAUUUGUUACCGGGCACAACUCAUUUGUUUUCCCCAAUGGGACCCUGAUUAUUCGUGGACUGAGUCAAGCAGAGACAGGAAAAUAUGAAUGCACAGCUACGAGUACAGUUGGGAGUUCAUCCAGAAUUCUUAGAUUAACUGUGAAAAAAUCCAUUGCAUCAGCCAGAGCCAGGAUUACUUCCUCAUCUCCACAGAAAACAGAUGUUGUAUAUGGGGGAAAGUUGCAACUGGAUUGUGUUGCAUCAGGAGAUCCAGAGCCCAGGGUCAUCUGGAAGACUCCAUCCAAAAAGCUUGUGGAUGCUAAUUACAGUUAUGACCCACGAAUCAAAGUGUUCGCCAAUGGUACACUCCGCAUCCACUCUGUGACGGAAAAAGAUGAAGGCGACUAUCUUUGUGCUGCACAUAACAAAGCUGGAGAUGACUACAUUCUCCUCAAAGUCACCAUCUUGACAAAACCUGCCAAAAUUGAGCAAAGGACACAAGCUGACCAGAAGGUGAUGUACGGUGGUAACCUCAAAGUGGAUUGUGUUGCAUCCGGCCUUCCGAACCCAAUGAUCCAGUGGGCUCUGCCAGAUGGAACUAUGAUCAACAGCAUUAUGAAAUCUGGCACCAGUAAUGGUCCCAGACAUAAAUAUGUCGUUUUCGACAAUGGAACCCUCUUCUUUAAUGAAGUUGGGAUGCACGAGGAAGGAGAUUACACGUGCUAUGCUGAGAACCGGAUCGGCAAGGAUGAGAUGAAGGUGCAUGUCAAAGUUCUGGCAGAUGUACUGGUGAUCAAAAACAAGACCUAUGAAGUUGUCCGAGUCAUGUACGGAGAAUCAGCCUCACUGAAGUGUACCGCUAAAGGAGAUCCUAACCCUCACAUACUGUGGUUCUCACCAAUCAAUAGAGCAAUACCCUCAGCCUCAAGCAAGUACUUGAUCCAUAAUGAUGGAACAUUGGUCAUCCAGAAUGCACAGCGAUUUGAUGGUGGGAACUAUACCUGCCUUGCUAGAAACAGUGCAGGACAAGAUCGGAAGGUCACCAAGCUAGAGAUCUUGGUCUCACCCCCUACUAUCAAUGGAUUAAGCAGCUCAACAAACUAUUUGAAAGUGUCUGGUGUGAAGGAUCAAAGGAAGUUGAUCCAUUGUAAGGCAACUGGCACUCCUGUACCUCUUGUGAUGUGGGUCCUUCCAGAGAACAUCAUUCUUCCAGCACCAUACUACGGAAGCCGGAUGACAGUUUAUCAAAAUGGCACUCUUGAUAUUCAUUCAUUGAAGAUAACCAAUGGAGCCAAAUUGACCUGUAUCGCUCGUAAUGAAGGUGGAGAGGCAAUGCUUGUUGUGCAACUUGAUCUUAUAGAUCUUUUAGAGAAACCAAGACUUAGAAGUCCCAAAACAGAAUCUCAGUCUAUAACUGUAGGGCGGAUGAUGAUUUUAAAUUGUUCCAUUGAGGGUCCCACAUCUCCACAACUGACCUGGGUACUUCCUAGUGGAGAUCAACUAAUAAGUGGUACCAAAUUUAACAAGUUCUACCACAAGCCUGAUGGGACGUUGGUUAUAAGUAAUCCUGCACUUUCAGAGACAGGAACCUAUCGAUGCUUGGGACGCAAUUCUGGUGGAGUGGUAGAAAGGACUGUUGUGCUAACUCCAGGGCGGAAACCGGACAUCAGCAAUAGGUACAACUCACCUGUUAGUGUCAUAAAUGGUGAAAGCUUACAGUUACACUGCCUGUCAGGCAGUGAACCUGUCCGCCUUACCUGGACCUUGCCAAGCGGGGUUGUUCUAAACCGACCUCAACGGGCAGGUCGCUACGCUGUUCUACCAAAUGGAACCCUUAACAUCCAGCAGGCUUCUGUGUACGACAGGGGUUCUUACACCUGCCGUGCUGCUAACGAAUACGGAAGCUCCUUGCAAACAGUCUCAGUUGCUAUAAUCGCAUACUCGCCACGAAUCUCAAGUGGCCCUGCUCUUUCAACAUACGCAAAAAGAGGAGUUGCUGUUCAGCUGAACUGUGCAGCGACUGGUAUUCCCAAGCCCGAGGUGGCAUGGGAGAUCCCGGACAGAACACGGUUAAUAGUCAGCUCUCAGCCACGAGUGUUUGGAAACAAGUAUCUACACCCUCAGGGCUUCUUGAUAAUACAAAACCCCACGCCAAAAGACACAGGUUUAUACAAAUGCACUGCUAGAAAUGUGAUAGGGGUUGAUUCAAAGGGCACAUACCUUAAUGUGUACUGA